This is a messenger RNA of Papaver somniferum (opium poppy), 2784 nucleotides long. Its product is annotated as subtilisin-like protease SBT1.3. Bases 269 to 2623 code for a protein of 784 amino acids. The record is from RefSeq and is a predicted model, not a curated record. Lineage: Eukaryota; Viridiplantae; Streptophyta; Magnoliopsida; Ranunculales; Papaveraceae. Gene Ontology annotation, molecular function: serine-type endopeptidase activity. The transcript has a single exon. Gene Ontology annotation, biological process: proteolysis.
GAGUUAUUAUAUAUCACAGUCCGUGAUCAGUAACUCCUCUCCAACUACAGACAUAGCCAUCUCUUAAAUGCACUGCCCUGACUCAUAAAACCAACCACCACCACUACCAUUACUACUUCUGCCCAAGAAAUGAGAUAAAAGCUCCAUAAAACAGUGAAAUUCUUACUAGUUUCUUUCUUCUUUCACACUGUCUAGCUAUAUUGCAAAAUCCAGAAACUAGUAUCUUUUAUUCUUCCAUUUCUCACUAUCUCAUCUUGAUUUCCAGAGAAUGACUGGGAAUCUAGUGAAAUGGUUGAUGUUACUAUGUCUAACAUGUUAUCUAACUACUACUACAACCAUUUCUGUGUCUACACCAAAUUCAUCUAUGAAGAAAACAUAUAUUGUUCAUAUGGACAAGGCUGAACUACCAGAAACUUUCACUGAUCAUCACCAAUGGUACUCAACUAUGGUUAAUUCGGUAGCUGAUAAACUCAAAACACAAGAUGAAGCAACUGAAGAAGAAGAUGGUGAAGAGAGGAUAAUCUAUACUUACCAAACUGCUCUCCAUGGUUUUGCAGCAACACUCAGUGAAGUAGAAGCAAAGAAACUUGAGGGUAAAAAUGGUGUAGUUGCUGUGCUUCCAGAAACUGUUUAUCAACUUCAUACAACAAGAAGUCCUGAGUUUUUAGGGCUUCAUCCUGAAGAUAGCACAAGUGUAUGGUCUGAGAGUCUUUCUGAUCAUGAUGUUGUUGUUGGAGUACUUGAUACCGGUAUAUGGCCGGAGAGUCAAAGCUUCAAUGACACUGGAUUGACUCCUGUUCCUUCUCACUGGAAGGGAAUAUGUGAAACAGGUAGAGGAUUCACUAAACUGAAUUGCAACAGAAAAAUUGUCGGUGCUCGGGUAUUUUACCGUGGAUAUGAAGCUGCUACUGGAAAAAUCAAUGAGCAAGAUGAAUAUAAAUCACCAAGGGAUCAAGAUGGACAUGGCACUCAUACAGCAGCUACAGUUGCUGGAUUUCCUGUAAGAGGUGCAAAUCUUCUGGGUUAUGCUUCUGGAACUGCUCGCGGAAUGGCUCCGGGAGCUAGAGUUGCAGCUUAUAAGGUUUGCUGGGCUGGUGGAUGUUUCAGUUCCGAUAUUUUAUCUGCAGUUGAUCAAGCUGUAGCUGACGGAGUUAAUGUGUUGUCUAUCUCACUUGGUGGUGGAAUUUCUUCUUAUUAUCGUGAUAGUUUAUCAAUUGCUGCUUUUGGAGCUAUGGAGAGUGGCGUAUUUGUUUCUUGUUCAGCUGGAAAUGGAGGACCAGAUCCAGUGAGCCUUACAAAUGUAUCUCCAUGGAUUACCACAGUUGGAGCUAGUACCAUGGACAGGGAUUUUCCAGCUACGGUUAAGUUAGGAAACCGUCAGAUUCUUUCUGGAGUGUCCCUAUACAGAGGAAGAAUGAAUCUAUCACUAAGAAAACAGUACCCAUUAGUUUACAUGGGCAGUAACUCAAGCAGCCCUGACCCUAGCUCUUUAUGUCUUGAGGGAACUCUAAAUCCAAAAGCUGUCGCUGGGAAGAUCGUAAUCUGUGACCGUGGAAUCAGCCCAAGAGUGCAAAAAGGGCAGGUGGUGAAAGAUGCAGGUGGAAUUGGGAUGAUAUUAGCUAACACUGCAUCAAGUGGAGAGGAGCUUGUUGCUGACUGUCACCUUCUUCCAGCACUCUCAGUUGGAGAAAUUGCCGGGAAAGCAAUAAAGAGCUAUGCUCUCAGAAAUUCAAAACCAACAGCUACUCUAGCCUUCCUGGGAACCAAGUUAGGUGUCCGACCUUCUCCUAUUGUGGCAUCAUUUUCAUCCAGGGGACCCAACUUUCUUACAUUGGAAAUUCUGAAACCGGACGUGAUUGCACCUGGCGUUAACAUUCUUGCAGCAUGGACAGGGAAAGCUGGUCCUUCUGGUUUGCCGACUGAUCACAGGAGAGUGAACUUCAACAUCUUGUCUGGGACUUCCAUGUCCUGCCCACAUGUAAGUGGAGUUGCAGCUUUGCUCAAAGCUAGACACCCUGAAUGGAGUCCAGCAGCAAUCAAAUCAGCCCUCAUGACCACAGCUUAUGUUCAUGAUAACACCCAUAACCCUUUGAGAGAUAACUCAGACGCAGCACCUUCAACACCCUUUGAUCAUGGAGCAGGUCACAUUAAUCCUUCAAGAGCUCUCGAUCCUGGCCUUGUUUACGACUUAGGUCCACAAGAUUAUUUCGAAUUCCUUUGCACACAAAUGCUUACCCCACCACAGCUGAAAGCUUUCUCCAAAUCUUCAAAUCACUCCUGCCGACAUGCUCUUGCUAACCCUGGGGAUCUAAAUUACCCAGCAUUAUCUGUUGUAUUCCCAGAACAUCCAUCUCUCUCUGUAUUGACUCUGCACAGGACUGUCACCAAUGUUGGUCCUCCCACUUCGAAGUAUGUUUCAAGGGUUUCGCCACUCAAAGGUGUUACUGUCACAGUUCAGCCGAGAACCCUGCAAUUCACAAGCAAAAUACAGAAACUAUCCUACAAGAUCACCUUUACCACAAAAUCUCGACAGCCGCUGCCAGAAUUUGGAGGUUUGGUAUGGAGUGAUGGAGUACAUAAAGUUAGAAGUCCAAUUGUAGUCACAUGGUUAGUACCAAUAUAAGUCAUAUCAUUGGCUUAUAAGUACUUUGAAUGAAAUGUUGUAGGCACUAAACAUGAAAUUUUCCAACUACAAUAAACAAUUGUAUCAGAACGACUUUUUGUAAUCAUUUUAGUUUCUUUUCUGGAGCUCAACUACAACAAGGAGCAUAUUUUAAAGCUUCA